AAGAAUCUAAAAACCAUCUCUCCACACUCUCCCUUCAAUCCUCCUUCCUUGUUUCAACUAUCCUUUCUUUCCGAUUUAACACUAGAUUGUAAGAAAGGAAGGAAAAAAACCCUAAGGCGAAAAUGUCACUUACUAUACCAAGCAACCUCUCCAUGUUGAAGCCAAAACUUGGGGUCUCUCAAAUGACCCCAAUAAAACCAAGAUCUAUGAUUGUAUGUUCAGCGUCACAAACACCAUCAACACAAGAGAAAUCAUCAUCACCACUCCAAGCAUUCUCUGCUGCACUUGCACUCUCUUCAAUCCUCUUAUCAGCCCCGCUUCCUGCUGUUGCUGAUAUCUCUGGCCUAACCCCAUGCAAAGAUUCCAAACAAUUUGCCAAGCGUGAGAAACAGCAGAUUAAAAAGCUAGAAUCUUCUCUAAAACUUUAUGCACCAGAUAGUGCACCUGCUUUGGCUAUCAAAGCUACUGUCGAGAAGACAAAAAGAAGGUUUGACAACUAUGGGAAGCAAGGGUUGCUAUGUGGCUCAGAUGGGCUACCUCACUUGAUUGUGAGUGGUGACCAAAGGCACUGGGGUGAGUUUAUUACACCAGGGAUUUUGUUCUUGUACAUUGCUGGAUGGAUUGGAUGGGUUGGUAGGAGUUACUUGAUUGCUAUAAGUGACGAGAAGAAGCCAGCAAUGAAGGAGAUCAUCAUUGACGUGCCUUUGGCUACUGGUUUGAUCUUUAGAGGUUUUUCUUGGCCUGUUGCUGCCUACAGAGAGUUUGUCAACGGUGAUCUUGUUGUCAAGGAUGUUUAGAUGACCGCCCAGAUAUAUUUGAGGGACUGGCUAAGGAAAGGAGUGCAAGAGUGGUGCAUUGCUUGGGAUCGUGUGUUGAUGAGGAGGGGGAGGUUUCUUGUGUUUUAUUUCUGAACAUUUACUUGUAUGUAUCGAAUGCUUAUGUUGGACACUAUGAAAAUCUCAAGACAAUGUUUUUUUUUUUU
This is a messenger RNA of Populus euphratica (Euphrates poplar), 982 nucleotides long. Its product is annotated as photosystem I reaction center subunit III, chloroplastic-like. The record is from RefSeq and is a predicted model, not a curated record. Lineage: Eukaryota; Viridiplantae; Streptophyta; Magnoliopsida; Malpighiales; Salicaceae. Gene Ontology annotation, biological process: photosynthesis. The transcript has 2 exons. Gene Ontology annotation, cellular component: photosystem I; photosystem I reaction center; chloroplast thylakoid membrane. The coding region runs from base 123 to 797 and encodes 224 amino acids.